AGGCGCUGCGCGGAAGACGCGCACGAAGACAAACAAACCACUUCCUCGAAGCUGACGCUCACAUGAGUGAAGUAUAGCACUGCGAGUGAUGUCUGCUCAAACUUUGACUCUCCUUUGUGCAAUAAUAUGCUGUUCCUUGACAGAAAAGCCGUCAGAUGUUUCAUCUCCAAACAUUAUCAUCAUGCUCAUGGAUGAUAUGGGUUGGGGGGACUUGGGUGUGUUUGGCCAGCCCUCUAAAGAGACCCCCAACCUGGAUGCCAUGGCUGCUCAGGGCAUGCUGCUUCCAAACUUCUACGCCGCCAACCCCCUCUGUUCCCCAUCCAGAGCUGCACUCCUGACCGGUAGGCUGCCAGUCAGAAACGGUUUCUACACCACUAAUGGCCACGCCAGAAAUGCAUACACACCACAGGAGAUAGUGGGAGGAAUCUCCAAAGAUGAGAUUUUGUUUCCUCAGAUCCUGAAGAAAAAGGGCUAUGUCAGCAAGAUAGUUGGCAAGUGGCAUCUGGGCCACAGACCACAGUACCUUCCUCUGGAGAAUGGUUUUGAUGAAUGGUUUGGUUCACCAAACUGCCACUUUGGCCCCUACAACAACAGCAUCAUACCCAACAUACCUGUCUACAACAAUUCUGAGAUGCUUGGCAGAUACUAUGAGGAGUUUAGGAUUGACAGAAAGACUGGAGAGUCCAACCUCACACAGAUCUAUUUGCUGGAAGGUCUUAAUUUCAUACGCCGUCAGACUGAGGCCCAGCGGCCCUUCUUCCUCUACUGGGCAGCUGACGCCACUCACGCCCCCGUCUAUGCCUCCAAACGCUUCCUAGGCAAGAGCCAGCGGGGCCGGUAUGGAGAUGCAGUGAUGGAGCUGGACUACAGCGUCGGUCAGGUCUUGGCAUCGCUGCGGACUCUGGGCAUUGACAAUAAUACUUUUGUCUUCUUCACUUCAGACAACGGAGCUGCUCUGAUAUCUGCCCCAAACGAAGGUGGCAGCAAUGGGCCGUUCCUCUGUGGGAAGCAGACCACUUUUGAAGGGGGCAUGAGGGAGCCUGCCAUUGCCUGGUGGCCUGGACGCAUCAAAGAAGGCACAGUGAGCUUCCAGUUGGCCAAUGUGAUGGACCUGUUCACCACCAGUCUGGCUCUGGCUGGCAUCAGCCCUCCUGAUGACAGAACCCUGGAUGGACUGGACCUGACACCAGUCCUGCUUAACCAGUCCCACACAAUCCAAAAUAGGCCUAUUUUCUAUUACCGUGGGAAUGAGCUGAUGGCGGUGAGACUUGGACAAUACAAGGCGCACUACUGGACCUGGAGCAACUCAUUGGAGCAGUUUCAAAGUGGUAUCAACUUCUGUCCAGGUCAAGAAGUCCCAGGUGUGACUACCCACAACCAGGAAGAGCACGAACUUGAGCCACUCAUUUUCCACCUGGGACGGGAUCCCGGGGAAAAGUACCCAAUCAGUGUUUUGACUAAGGAGUACAUGGAUGUGCUGAGCAGGAUCUCUCCGGUCGUGGAGCAGCAUAAGAAGACUCUGGUGCCUGGAAUUCCCCAGCUCAAUAUGUGUGACUUGGCAGUGAUGAAUUGGUCCCCGCCAGGCUGCGAGAAGUUAGGAAAGUGUCUCAAAGCACCCAAGUCUGAGCCCUGGAAGUGCGACUGGCCACACUGAGAGCAAGAACUGUGGAGCCAGACACAAGGCGAAGGAAGAAAAACCUCAAGAUGUGCCUUUCAACCGAACAACAAGCAACCUUUAAAAGGAAAUGUUUUCAAAUAAUUUGUAAAGCAGUUAAUGUAUCAUGUCGAAGAGGACAGAGGGUAAACCCAAGGGAGUUGAGUUGAUUUAACAACAGUAAAUCGAUCAUGCAAAUAACUUUUACAGCUGUCAUUUCAAUGAGCCACCAGGAUUUCUACCUGAUUAUUGAUCUAGAACACAAAGGAAAAUGUAUUUAUUUUGAUCAUGCCUGAUCUAAUAAAUUGUACCAAAUUCAA
This is a messenger RNA of Xiphias gladius (swordfish), 1974 nucleotides long. It is a transcript of the gene galns, whose product is annotated as galactosamine (N-acetyl)-6-sulfatase. The record is from RefSeq and is a predicted model, not a curated record. The transcript has 14 exons. Lineage: Eukaryota; Metazoa; Chordata; Actinopteri; Istiophoriformes; Xiphiidae. The coding region runs from base 89 to 1654 and encodes 521 amino acids. Gene Ontology annotation, molecular function: N-acetylgalactosamine-6-sulfatase activity; arylsulfatase activity.